Xenopus laevis (African clawed frog) is the source of this 3710-nucleotide messenger RNA. It is a transcript of the gene nxpe3.L, whose product is annotated as neurexophilin and PC-esterase domain family member 3 L homeolog. The record is from RefSeq and is a predicted model, not a curated record. The coding region runs from base 734 to 2455 and encodes 573 amino acids. The transcript has 6 exons. NCBI's taxonomy places the organism in Eukaryota, Metazoa, Chordata, Amphibia, Anura, Pipidae.
UAUUAUAAGGAAUUGCUAUAUAUCCAUAUGCUCACAGGUGCUGUUAUCACGAGUCACUCAUUAUUGGGCUGAUAGGGGGCUCUUUGGGCCUCUGCAUUUUUUAAAUGGCAGGGCCUACUUUGAACCCAAGUCCAUCCCUGGUGCAAACUCAUUGAUAAGAAUACCCAUGACCACAUUUUCUUUCACCUACCCUGAUAAUAAAGGAUAGGCGGAGCAUUGUUAGUAAGUAUGGAUAUCAAUACAGCUCUACUUCCACACAGACAAACGCUCCGAUGACAUGCUCUGUAGCCCUCCAGCCCUUCUUUCAUUGUGGUCACAGAGUAUGUGCAUGGCCCCUGCCCAUUCGUCUAUAGUUCCAGCAAUUUUAUAUCCAUGUCCCAAAGAGCCAAACAUUGUCAGGGUGACUGAAAUCCCGGCCCCUCCUCCCCAGAGGCGGGGCUUGUUAUUGUUCUGCUUGUGAGGCCUAUCGGUUCCCUACACACGGAUUAAGGGUUUUAGUACAUAAUUUCAGUGUAGCACGGACUAUUUCUACCGAUAGUACGUAAGUAGCGGCUUGAGGGUGUAAUGCAGUCAUAAUGGGCACCGUGCAGUCAACUCGCGUCAGGACCGGAGGGGAAGGCAUUUGGCUCGGUACCAGCAUGGCAUCAUGUCCUGUGUCAGAGCGACUGGUGGAGAGGAUAGCAGAAGAUGAAUCUGAACAAUAGUCAGUCAUUGCUCAUAUGUCAUCUGAUGUAUGACUGUGCUCUGCCACGCACUUCUAGGUAUAAUAUGGAUGUGGAAGAGACCCAUGGAAAUGCGGUGUUCCUAUAUACAAUUCCAACUAUGCUCUGCAAUUCUAACUGGAUUAGCAAUCCUGGUGUUAGUUAACAACAUCAGUCAGAUAGAGCAUUUGUAUCAAAGCACAGAUUUAAUACUGGGCCAGGCAGCCCCGGAUCGUUUAGGACAACCUUAUUCACCAGCAAAAAAAGAAUAUUUUUGUGACUACCAGCGACAAGUUCUUUCUAGAUCAGAACAUGAAGAACAGGAAUCCUUACUUCAGUCUAUUGAAUGGCCUGGUCCACCACGUGGGAAAAUACAAUUUUUAAAGAGCAGCGAUGCAACGCAUAGUUGUUUUGUUAUUUUAAGUUCUCAAAAAACGUUUGCGGUUGGGGACAUCAUGGAAGUUCUUGUGCGAGUGCGAGAUUUUGAAGGAAGCCCAAAAAAAUACGGUGGAGAUUAUCUUCAAGCAAGGAUUCACACACCUAUUUUGAAAGCUGGUACAGUCGGAAAGGUAGUGGACCACCAAAAUGGAUUCUACACAAUAUUUUUCACAUUACUUUGGCCUGGCAACGUCACCGUGUCUGUGGUUUUGGUACACCCAAGUGAAGGCAUCCAGGUUCUCCAGCGAUUACGAGAAGAAAAACCUGACCGUGUGUACUUUAAAAGUUUGUUCAGAUCUGGUGGCACUUCAGAAACUAAAACUUGCAAUGUUUGUUUGUCAAGAAAAAUACCUAUAUGCAAUUAUACUGACCUGCAGACUGGUGAGCCAUGGUUUUGUUAUAAGCCGGAGAAAUUAUCCUGCUCCAAUCGAAUCAACCAUGCAAAAGGAGGCUAUCUAAAAAAACUCUUAACAUUUGAAGAAAGUUUUUUAUUUCAAAGUGGUAUAAACAUCAAAGUACCAGUUUCGGCUAGUGGACCUGACACAGUGAUGGUACACCCACGUAGGAUGAAAGAUAAAGCGUUCCUCUAUGGUUCCAAGUUUGUGCCUUCUGGUUAUUACUACCAGGAUUUUUGGAUGUCAAGUAGAUCCUACAUUCGACAGUUUAACAAACCUGAAGACAUCACUAACUGUUUGAAAGGAAAGGUGGUCCACUUGUUUGGAGACUCAACAAUAAGGCAAUGGUUUGAAUAUCUGACAGGGGUUGUACCAGGACUAAGAACUUUUGACCUUGGAAGCCCUAAAAAUGUAGGUCCUUUAUUGGCUAUUGAUGGGGAGCAUAACAUAAUGCUGAAGUAUCGCUGCCAUGGGCCUCCUAUACGUUUCAGUACAGUUUCAAGCCAUGAGCUACGAUAUAUUGCCAAUGAACUUGAUGGUAUAGUGGGUGGUCAAAAUACUGUAGUUGCCAUAACCAUAUGGUCUCAUUUUAGCACCUUUCCUGUAGUGGUGUACAUAAGGAGACUGAGGAACAUCCGAGCAGCAAUCCUCCGCUUAUUGGAGCGUAGUCCUGACACAUCAAUAAUUGUCCGAUCUGCCAAUGUUCAGGAGCUUGGGCCUGAAGUCAGCCUGUUCAACAGUGAUUGGUUCUCACUGCAACUGGACACAGUCAUGAGGUCUAUGUUUGCAAGUCUCAAUGUAUUCGUUUUAGAUGCCUGGGAGAUGUCUCUAGCACAUUAUCUACCACAUGCAUUACACCCUAAGCCAAUUAUUAUAAAGAAUCAGAUAGAUGAAUUCUUGUCAUUUGUAUGCCCAAAUUGACUACUCUGGAUAGUACUGUAAGCAGCAGUUGCAAUAUUCAGUAUGUGUCACAUUGUAAUGGAGCUGUAACUAAUUGGAGAUGAAGGAUCGCAAGCAGUGUUCCAUUCAACACUUCAGUACGAGUUGAAUUAAGGAUUUGUGGUAGGCGGCAAACUAUGCUGUAUAAUUUCAGUGUUAUUAUGUACAGUUGAAAGCAAAAGUUUGCGCACCCCAUGCCAAACUUCAUAUUUAUUUAAUUUUGAAUGUGAAAAGUAGGAAUUUGCAUCUGGCAUAAAUUCCACAAAGUGGAAAUUGUGCCAGAUUCAACUCCCCAUUUUGCCACGAUGAUGCUCUAAUUUUGGGAACAAUGCUGCAUUGUAGGGAGAAAAAACAUGGCAAUUGUAUUGCACAUACAAUGGACCAAUAUGUAAUAAUCAUUGUGCUAAUUUGCAGAUUGACAAUGCCCUAUAUUAAAUUCAGUAAUAAAUAUACGGGAUAUGCUUCUUUUGCAGUUUGUUGUUGAGUUUGUUGUAUUCUGGGGGGAAGGCACAAAAGACUUAAAAAAAAAAUUGAUGAAGCCAAAUUUUGCAUGGAAAGCCUAAACGAUGCCAUUAGUUGAAGUUAAUUUACACUUAUAGGUCAGUGAAUACAAUUUUUUAUUGUGCUAUUUGUACCUAACAAAAUAAUACAAUAACAUUUGUUUUACACAAUGGACCUAGUUCACUAACUGGAGCAUAGUGGCUGCGUCUAAAAAUUCAAGUUCACCAUGAUUCUUCAAAAUCGCAACAAGUUUUAUGCAUGCUGCUGGAUGCAAGAAGUGUAGAAACACUUGUGCAGAAGUUGUGCUACUCAUUCAGAUAGGUGCAAUGGUGGUGUUGGAGUUAGAUCCAGGUACACCUAGACACAACUGCUUUGUGUUGAAUUCUUGCUUCUAGUUCCUGUGCCUGCAAUAAUAGCCAAAUACAGUAUUUUAGGGAACCAAAAAAAAAUGGUGUAAAAUCCAGAAAGGCAGGAAAAUUAUAUAUACUAAUUAGCUAAGACUACAAAAAACAAUGUAAAAUGAGGGAAAACGUAUUGCAAUUGAGGUUUCAUUGUAUACAGUAUGUAGAUUUGAGAAAGUUAGUAAAGUAGUAUUUUUUUGUGAGCAAAAAGCCAUAGUGGUCUAGUAACAAUGUUCUAAUAAGAAAUGUUUUUAAUGUUACUAUGUGUGCCUUUUAUAUAGAGUAAAUAUAGUAAUGUAAAUGAAUGAUGCUGAAUAAAGUUUGUAUUUUUCUGA